Molecule: messenger RNA, 1768 nt
Organism: Drosophila grimshawi
Lineage: Eukaryota; Metazoa; Arthropoda; Insecta; Diptera; Drosophilidae
Product: galectin-8
Exons: 3
Coding region: 524-1738 (404 amino acids)
Molecular function (GO): carbohydrate binding; galactoside binding
Source: RefSeq, a predicted model, not a curated record
ACUUUUAGCUGACAACACAUCAGAAUGUACAAUAAUUCUGGUGGUCUUUUCAUCAGCUGUUUUGCUGUAGCGCUACACCCUGUAUAUUAUAUGUAAUACUUAACCUAGCAUUCAAGUUUUACGCACACGCCUUUGUUCUGGAAGCUUUUCAAUACUGCGCCUUUGUUUCAAGUUUUAAGCCUCACUAAAACUUUCAGUAGGUUUUUUUUGUCGUGUGAAAUGUGAGAUAUUGUUAUAAGCAGAAGUUAUUGCUGUAGAAGUGAACAAAAUAGUUUUAUGUAGUGGACAUUUAAUUGCACAUAAAAAAUAAGGAAAAAUAACUGUGAUAAUAUGUAUUUGUAUACAAAUCUAUAAUUGCUGGCCUCGUUUAUUAUGCAGAAAGUUGUUUUGCUUCUACACAACUCUGUUUACCGCAAACGGAAAAGCGUCUCCAAGAGUAUAAAACAUACCUAACCAUAUAUGUAUGAGUAUAUGUACAUUAUUUAUUGGAUUUAUUCUGAAUGCGAUUAAACAUUUGUGAGAGAUGUGCUUUAAGACUUUGUGUAGAAAACUGUUCUGUUGUUGUUGUCAUCAAACCAGAGAGGGUGGUCUGAAUGAGGCUGCCUUCUAUGAAUACUCUGAUGCUUUGCUUAAGUACCAUAACGAUGAAAUUGGCCAAUUAUGCGAAGGAGUCAGUUUUACCAUCAGCGGGAAAAUUGCGAUAAAUUGCGAGAGGUUCUCCAUUAAUUUCGUGUAUAACAAUGAAACACGGGAUAUCGCUCUGCACGUCAAUCCACGCCUUCCACAGAACUAUAUUGUGCGUAACACGAAGGUAAACGAUGUUUGGGGUCCUGAGGAAGUUUCUUCAGCGCUCCCAUUUUUGCUUCAACGUGGCGACAAAUUUGCAAUCCAAAUUUUCAUUACGAAUACGUGUUAUAUGAUAUCGAUAAAUGGUCAUCACUUUGCUGAGUACGCGCAUCGCAUUCUCUAUAGCGGUAUUCGGAGUCUUGAAGUCAAAGGUGAUGUUGAGGAGGUGGAAAUGCAUCGAACCAUGGUUGAGUACUAUCCACAACGAUUGGAAGAAUCAGCCGCUCGAGUUAUAGAGUCGCAUCUAGAAACAGAAGCGGACGAGGUUGAUUCCAAUGCGAAGGAUAUUAUCAGCAUACCUCACGAGUGGUGUCUAAUUAGCUCUCCCAUAAAACUUUCAAACAAAUCAAUGAAGAGCAACUACAAUGGAACAGAUCAGGGACUUACGCUUCCAUACUAUGGCACACUUUUGCCGAAGUCAUUAAAGGAAGGCCGAUGCCUUAAGAUUGAGGGUCGUGUACGUUUGUUGCCACACUCGUUUUAUAUAAAUUUACAACAAGGUCAACACAUUUGGCCACAUCCUGUAAUUGCAUUUCAUUUGAAUCCACGUUUCUCACAAACAAGCACUGGGGCCAUAGGUAAGGCUGUAGUGUGUCGUAAUGCUUGGUACAAUGGUAGAUGGGCAGAAGAGGAGCGCUCUGAGUUAGAUACAAACUUCAGACCUGGUCGCACAUUUAGUUUAGCUAUCGUGUGCUCCAAGGAAUCUUUUGAAGUCUAUGUUAAUCGACAGUUUAUUACCAAAUUUAAGUACCAUUUCAACCCAGAUGUUGUGGAUACGGUUUACAUUCAGGGUGAUGUGAAGCUCUGGAAUGUGACACUCGAACCCAAUCCAAUUGUUAAAGGAAAAAAUGUGCGCAUCUAUCACAAUCCACUGUAUAAUGAUGAAUAUUAGUUGAUUAAAUCUGUAUCUGUUUGAAUGAAA